Messenger RNA from Zophobas morio, 4652 nucleotides. Its product is annotated as probable multidrug resistance-associated protein lethal(2)03659. Bases 607 to 4557 code for a protein of 1316 amino acids. NCBI's taxonomy places the organism in Eukaryota, Metazoa, Arthropoda, Insecta, Coleoptera, Tenebrionidae. The transcript is spliced from 10 exons. Gene Ontology annotation, cellular component: membrane. Gene Ontology annotation, biological process: transmembrane transport. The record is from RefSeq and is a predicted model, not a curated record. Gene Ontology annotation, molecular function: ATP binding; ABC-type transporter activity; ATP hydrolysis activity.
UUCUCUGGCAGUAUUCCAUUCAGUCGCCAGUGAGAUGAGGUUCCAACUGGUGCGAUUGUGUACUGACAGAAGUCAAUAACAAAAGCUGAAAACGUGAUGUAGUACAAUUUUAUAUUCAUUAUAUUAUAUUGAUUUCAGUUGGUUGAGUAUAGAGAAUUUAUUUAUUAAAAUAGAUACGUGUACUGUCUUGUACCUACAUGUGAUCUUCUGCUAUCGAUCAUGUCGAAGUGUGUUCACAUGCUCAAAUAGAUUUAUUUACACAAAUUAUUUGUAAAUGGGUGUUGUGAAGUAAAAUAGUAGCCCAGACAAUACAAGAAAUAACUCGAGUUCUACAAUAAUGUUUGUUCCGGCGCUUUUUUACACUAACUAGUCAUCAGGUAAGCGUUGAUAUAGACAACACCCAAUCCACCGGUGAAGAGUGUCCGUCUUGACGGGAAGUGAAUAGGCUAAAUGAAGCUUCGUAGGUACCGUCCAAACUGCAAGAUAUCUGAAUCUGACUAGCUGCAGGUUGCGUCAUUUUUUCUGCGUUUUUAAAAAAUGAACUAUAGAAAUUUUUAACUCAAACUAUGACACUUAUCGUUUGUAUUGACCUCUAAAUACACCACAAUGGAGGAUAAACAAAGAACACUACUUAAUCCAAGCAAGCAAUCACUUCACCCCAAACAAAGAGCCAGCCUUCUGUCAAACAUAUUUUUCUGCUGGGCUUUACCUCUGUUUGUGAAGGGCUUCAAAAAAGAUCUAGUUGAAGAUGAUCUCUGGGGGACCCUCAAAGCGCACGAAUCCAACCUAUUAGGAAACAGACUGGAGCAAGCUUGGUUGAAAGAAGAAAAUUCUCGCAGAAACCCUUCAUUAUGGAGAGCUUUAAUCCGUGUGUUUGGAAAAGAAUGUGUCUUUUAUGCGUUUAUUGUAGCGGUAAUGGAAUUUGUGAUCAAAAUGUCCCAACCGUUAUUCCUAGGCAAACUCAUGGAAUAUUAUACACCUAACCAAACAACAGUGAGUAAAAAUACCGCGUAUCUUUACGCAGGUGGCAUUGUGGGGAUAUCUUUCCUCAAUGUUCUUAUGGGCCAUUCAUACAUGUUGGGCCUUCAAGAUCUGGGAAUGAAAAUUCGGGUCGCAAGUUGUUCCUUGAUUUAUCGCAAAUCUCUCAGAUUGAGUAAAGGUGCCCUUCUCGACACCACAGUUGGCCAGAUGGUCAAUUUGUUGUCAAAUGACGUCAACAGAUUUGAUAUGUGCGUAACACAUAUGCAUUAUUUAUGGGUCACUCCUAUUUUAACCAUUAUUGUUAUGUAUUUAAUGUACACAACGUUGGGAUCUUCAGCACUAAUAGGAAUCGCAAUUCUAUUGUCAUUCAUACCUCUUCAAAUGUACUUGGCUAAAAGAACAUCAGUGUAUAGAUUACGUACGGCCUUGAAAACUGAUGAGAGAGUGCGAUUAAUGAAUGAAAUUAUCUGUGGUAUUCAAGUUAUCAAAAUGUACACAUGGGAAAAGCCUUUUGCAAAACUAGUUGAUGUGGCCAGGAAAUUAGAAAUUCAUCAAAUCAAAGUCAACUCCUACAUCCAUGCGUUAAACAUGUCCUUCAAACUUUCCUUAAACAGGACUGCCAAAUUCUUAUGCAUUUUGACUUACGUGUUAAUGGGAAACACUUUACAAUCUCACUAUGUUUACUUAUUAACAGCCUUCUAUGGCAUGUUGGGGCAAAAUCUGAUCACGUUCUUCCCAACAGCAAUUACAAUGCUGGCGGAAACAAAUGUUUCUGUGAAAAGAGUUCAGAAAUUCCUGAUGUCGGAUGAAGUUGAAACUGGGUAUAAAAUUAAAGGACAGAUCAAUGAUAACAUCAGUGGCAGAAAAAACAAAAAAGCGAAGAAUGGGUCAAUCGCGUUAAUUAAGGAAUUGGUGACAACAGAAAAGACAGGAAUAUAUUUAGAUCAAGCCUCUGUUAAGUGGGUUUCAACCUCCACCGACUAUACUUUAAGUGACGUGAACGUGAAUGUCGGUCCUACUCAAUUGGUUUCGGUUAUUGGACCGGUCGGAAGUGGCAAAACUACCCUUCUGCAUGUGAUAAUGAAAGAACUUUCGUUGCUCAAAGGUACCCUAGACGUUGGAGGAACAAUUUCGUACGCUUCGCAAGAACCGUGGUUGUUUGGUGGCAGUAUUAAGCAAAAUAUACUGUUUGGACAGAUAAUGGAUAUGAAACGCUACAAAGAGGUCGUUAGAGCUUGCGCUCUGGAUCGCGAUUUCUCUUUGUUUCCUUACGGUGAUCGGACUAUCGUAGGUGAACGUGGCGUGAUGUUGAGUGGAGGACAGAAGGCGAGGAUUAAUUUAGCCCGAGCGAUCUACAAAGACGCAGAUAUUUACUUAUUGGAUGAUCCUCUAUCUGCGGUUGAUACUCAUGUGGGCAAGCAACUUUUCGACGAUUGCAUUGUUGGAUAUUUAAGGAACAAAUGUGUGGUUUUGGUAACUCACCAGUUGCAGUAUCUCAGAACUGUUGAUGGGAUUUAUUUGAUUGAAAAUGGCUGCGUCACCGCUAGCGGAACUUACACGGGGUUGAAAAAGUCUGAAAACGAAUUCUUUACAUUAUUAGAAGGAGAACCGGAUGAGGAAGAAAAUAAAAACAUAUCCACAGUGGAGAAAGCAAAAUCUUUGACAAGUUUGGAACAAGUUGAUGUACCUACCGAAGUUAAGGAACACCGGGAAACUGGAAACAUAUCGAAAAGUGUGUAUACGAGUUACAUCAGAGCUGGAGGAAACAUUUGUGCGACCCUGUUUUUGGUCACUUUGUUUAUCCUGGUUCAAUUGACCAGUAGCGGUUCCGAUUACUUUUUGACUUUCUGGGUUAACCUAGAACAAAUUCGGUUAGGACGCAAUCAAACGGAGACGUAUACUAACAGUGACAGAAACGAGACAAACAUGCGUGAAGAAUUUGGAGAAAUUUUCUUUACCUCGGAAAAUUGUUUAUACCUUUAUAGUACAUUGCUAGUUCUUGUGAUUUUCAGUUCGUUAUUUCGGUCAUUGAAUUUCUUUAGAUUUUGCAUGAAAGCGUCAAGAAACUUACACAAUCGCAUGUUCACUAGAAUCGUAUACACGUCUAUGCGGUUCUUCGACGUAAAUACUUCGGGAAGAAUCCUCAACCGAUUUUCAAAAGACAUGGGAUCGAUCGAUGAAGUUCUUCCGACAGCCAUGAUCGACACCAUACAGAUUGGUAUGAUUGUCUUUUCCAUUAACAUUGUCGUGGGUAUAGUCAAUCCUUGGAUUUUAAUACCUUCUGUUGUAUUAUUUGGGUUGUUUUAUGUUUUCCGAAUUAUCUAUUUGGCAACUAGCAGAGAUUUGAAGAGAUUUGAAGGAACAACUCGUAGUCCCGUUUUUACACAUAUGACAGCAUCUUUGCAAGGGUUAACAACGAUAAGGGCUUUCGGUACUCAAGAUAUUCUCCAAUGUGAGUUCGACCAACACCAAGACUUGCACAGCUCGGCUUUUUACAUGUUUCUCGGUUGUAAUCGAACGUUCGGUUUCUGGCUUGAUUUGCAUUGCGUAAUUUACAUAGGUCUAGUAACACUUAGUUUCCUUUUCAUUGGAACAGAAACGUACGGUGGUAAUGUUGGUCUCGGCAUCACCCAAUCAAUAGCUUUAACAGGAAUGCUUCAGUGGGGAAUGCGCCAGUGGAGUGAGCUAGAAAAUCAGAUGACCUCCGUAGAACGUGUGGUCGAAUAUACAGAAAUAACUCCCGAACCCGACGACGAAACAAAAAAUCCUUCACCUUCUUGGCCUACUGCAGGCGUUAUAGACUUCCAAUCUGUCUCAAUGAGAUAUGCACCAGAGGAACCAACGGUACUCAAGAACUUGACCUUCACAAUAAAAUCCGCGGAAAAAGUGGGAAUUGUAGGACGAACUGGUGCCGGGAAGUCUUCGUUGAUUUCGGCUCUUUUCCGCCUAGCGGAUGUGGAAGGAGCAAUCGUGAUCGAUGGCGUCGAUACGAAGACAAUAUCACUACGAAGUUUACGUUCCAAAAUCUCCAUUAUUCCCCAAGAACCUGUGUUGUUCUCUGGAACGUUGAGAAAAAAUCUUGAUCCAUUCGAUGAAUACAGUGAUGAAACACUCUGGGACGCGCUAGAAGAAGUAGAACUGAAAAGCGCCAUCUCAGAUUUGCCUUCAGGAUUACAAAAUAACGUUUCAGAAGGAGGUUCCAACUUCAGCGUCGGUCAACGUCAAUUGUUAUGUCUGGCUCGAGCUGUCGUUCGUAGUAACCAGAUCAUGAUUCUGGAUGAGGCUACAGCAAAUGUGGAUCCUCAAACAGAUGAACUGAUCCAGACUACCAUUAGAAGGAAAUUUAAAGAUUGUACGGUGUUGACUAUAGCUCAUCGGUUGCAUACUGUGAUGGACUCGGAUAAGAUUCUAGUCAUGGAUGCUGGGCAAGUAGCUGAAUUUGAUCAUCCACAUCUGCUGUUGCAGGACACGACUGGAAUCUUUUAUGGGCUAGUGAAACAAACGGGUAAAGGAAUGGCGGAAAAUCUUAUAAAAAUAGCGGAAGACGCCUACAAAAGUUCGAAGUGUUGUCCUUAAAUGUGAUAAAUUAGAUGAAUACAUUUUGAUUCCGUACAUUAGUGUUUAAUGUACUUAAUGUUAAAAAAUAAAUGUAAUACGAUUUUUUUAUGUAA